Solanum pennellii is the source of this 996-nucleotide messenger RNA. RefSeq lists its product as uncharacterized. Gene Ontology annotation, molecular function: zinc ion binding; nucleic acid binding. The coding region runs from base 1 to 996 and encodes 331 amino acids. The record is from RefSeq and is a predicted model, not a curated record. The transcript has 3 exons. NCBI's taxonomy places the organism in Eukaryota, Viridiplantae, Streptophyta, Magnoliopsida, Solanales, Solanaceae.
AUGAACACAAGGAGGAACGCUGGUCGGGGAAGAGGAGAAAUAGCUGCUGUGGGCAACCAAGUUCCACCCCUUGCCCCAGCUACAGGAGUGGCCAUGCCAGUUAACCAAACUGGGUUGACUGAUGCGGAGGUGCGGACCGCUUUGGCACAGAUGGCUCAAGCCAUCACUGUGCAGGCCCAGGCUAAGAUGGCCCAGACCAACAGACACGAGGUUCAACGGGAGAAACCACUAGCCCAUAAUAUAGCGAACAGGUUGCGGGAUUUUACGAGGAUGAAUCCUCCAAUCUUUACAGGAUCUAAGACUGCAGAGGAUCCUCAGGAGUUCGUGGAGGAGGAUAGCAGGGCAUUGGGUGGAGGUCCGAUCACUUGGGAGCUGUUUAAGACAACCUUUCUGCAGAGAUUCUUCCCCAGGGAGAUGAAAGAGGCUAAGGUUGAGGAGUUCAUUAACCUUAAGCAGGGCUCGAUGACUGUCAGGGAGUAUUCUCUAAAAUUUGUAAAAUUGUCCAGGUAUGCCACUUCCCUUGUAUCGAACAACAGGGACGAGGUUGAGGACAGUAGGAAGAAAAGAAGAGUCCAUGAGGUCAGGAGGCCUAAACCUUCUGACCAAGCAGGUUCCAGUAGUGGUGGUGGUAGGAGCACUUUCGGAGUUUGUGAUCAACCCAGAUUUAAGAAGGGGCAUCAGAGUUCAGAAAACUCUAACUCUCAGAGGAGUGCAGCACCCAGAGGAGGCAGACCUGAGCCCAAGAAGGGAGAUGGAGGUGAUGUGCAGUGUCCCAAAAAGGAAUGUGGCAAGUGUGGCCAUAUUAAUAGUGGCGAGUGCAGACUAGGCCCAAAUGCGUGCUUCGAUUGCGGGAAGAGCGGACAUAUGGUCAAGGACUGUCCACAGAAUAGGGGUCAGGCUGGAGGUAAUGCUCAGCCUAGGCCUAAUCCCCAGAAUGCUGCUGCAGCUGAGCCUCCUAAGAGGAAUAGAUUCUACGCCUUGAAGGGCAGGGAGUAA